AUGUAUCUGUUAUAUAUUAAAUGAUUCAAUCAGUUUUACUUAAAUAUAGCAUACAUGUAAAUUAUACAUAAGAUAUAUACCUAGGUGUUUUGUGUGUAUAUCAACUUUGAAUCAAAAAACUAUACUAACGUGUUUAGUUUUAAGUUAUUAUUAUUAAUAUGGAUUACACAAAUAAGUAAUCGUUUUUAUUUAUAUUUUGGGAAUCUUAUUUGCUCGAUAAUUUCCCACAAACAUGUGCGAUCAAAGUUCCGUGCAAUAUAAUGAUGGGGAUGUAGUAUGGGUGAAAUUGGGACCGUGUUGGUGGCCUGGUGAAGUUCAUGAUAUCAAACGAGUGCCACCUGAAAUACAACCGGGUCUCAAAAAACCACCAAUUGCAUAUGUACAUUUUUUUCAAGAAGAUAAAUAUGAAUACGUCAGAAGUUUAGAUUACAUAUAUCAUUAUAAUUGCCGAAGGAAACAUGAAUUUAUUAAAAAAGGAUUGGAUAUGCAUCGUGCGAAACAAAAGCAUAUGGAUAAAUUUCCAGUGGAUGUUUGUACAGCAGAAACACUCACAAAUGGUGAUCCCGACAUAAUAACAAGUGAAGAAUUUGCUCCACAGCAAAAAGUUAGUUAUGCAAAUUUAUUUGGUUCUCCUGCCAAUCGUAAAUCAACAUCAAUGAAACGAAUUAGUCUAGGUGGCUCUGGUGGUAAACCUGGCCGUGGUAGAAAAAGUGGCACUCCGAAAUUAUUGGCUACAAGCACACCAACACGUUUUAUCAACCCAUUAUUAAACAAUAAAAAAUAUGAGGCCCACGAUCUUACAAAAGGUGUUGAUACUUCACUCGCUCCAGCAGUUAGUGAUAAUUCAACAAAUGUUAUACUCAGUUGUGAUCGAUGUAAUUACACUUGUACAAGAAUAAAUGUAAUUGCAUACCAUAUUAAAAUGCAUAUUGCUGAAGAUAAUGGUACCAUAUUAUCAGGUAAAGGUAAAAAGAAAUCAAAAUCGAAGAUGUCACCACAAAAUAAAUUAUCAAAAAUAUCACGAUGUUCGACACUGACAAUUGACGAAGAUUUAGAAUUGUUAAGAAAAGGUAUUGAUCUGUCCACAUAUGAUUAUCAGAAAAAGAAAUACAAAUCUCCUAAAAUCAAAUUUGCUAAAACAUUAAAACUCACCGAGAAAAAGAAAAAUAGUAAAAAAGAUACUACAAAGGGUAUUAGUAAUUUAUUGGCUGAUUGGGAUGAUAGCGGAAGUGAAAAAGAAGAAGAUAAUACUGUUAAAUCAGUUGAUACGAGUUUAAAUGAAACCGGUAUUAGUGAAUUACAGGCAUCCCAAACAGAAGAGGGGUCUAAAACAGAUACUACUGCAGAAAAAUCAUGUUUCGAUUUCGAAGAGGAUGAAGAAGUUGCAACUAUUAUUAGUAAAUCACCCGGACGUAAAAUACCACGGGUUAUUCCAGAAAAUCAGAAGGCUAAAACACCCGAAACUGGAUUAGAUAUAUCAAAUGAUAUGAGUACAGAACCUAAAUCUGCUCUAAAAGAAGUAGACAAUGUUGACAAAACAAUAAAAGGGAAGAGGAAUAGAAAAUCAAAAGUCGAGUUUGAAGAAAUGACAACACAAAUUCCCGAUUAUACAGAGACAAUUGAAAAACAAUUCGAUCAAAUUAUGGCUGAAACCGCUUUACCAGAAUUGACGUUGUUAACUACGGAAUCAACACCUUUACUUAGUGAUACAAAAACACCCGACAAAAAAUCGCGCGUUAGAAAAAAAUACGAAUUAUUUUCGAAGGAUAAAUCUCCAAUAUCAUCCGAUCAUAAAGAAUCUGAUUCAGAAACUAUAGUUAACUCGGAUAAAAAAGUGCGUGGUAAAAAGAAAUCUGAAAUUUCCAGAACAGAAAUUUCUACAGAGCAACAAGAAUCUGAAAAAGAAACAGAUAAAAAUUUAACAAGUAAAGAUGAAUCUUCACAUGAUAAAAAUAAGUCUGAAUCAGAUAAUAAGGUGCUGGAAUCGGAAUUACAUGAACCACGAGGAAAAAGAAGAUUAGAAAUUAAAAAUAAAGUUGUAGAAAAACAAGAAAGUUCCAUUGAGACGGACCAAGAAAGCCAUAAAAAGAAAGUUGAAAAUGAAGAAAAAGUUUCUGAAAGCAUUCAACCUAAACAUGAAUCAACUCAUGCAACACGUGGUAAACGAAAGUCUGAACUUAUUCCUAAAGAAAAAUUAUCCGAAGAUAUUGAACAAGUUGAACCUUCCAGUAAAAAGAGAGCGGAUGAAACAAAAUUGAUUGAAAUUACUGAACAAAAAGAAACACGUGGGCGACAAAAAUCAGAAAGUUCCUCAAAAGAAAAAAUUUCAAAUGAAACGCCAGAACGAAAAGAAACACGUGGUAGAAAAAAAUCUGUGAGUCCAAUGAAAGAAAUGAAAGUAGUGGAAGUUCCAGUUUUAGAUCAAAAAGAAUCAGAACUUAAAUCGAAAAAGUCAAAAUCUGAUUUCAAAGAAAAAUCCCCUGAAUUGAAAUUAGAGAAGUUGUUUUCUGAGAAACCAGAGAAAAAAAUUCGGGGGAGGAAAUCAACUCCAGUUAUUGAUAAACUUGACGAAAAUGUUGUAGAAACGAUUGCUCAUGUAAACGAAUUAUCAAAUGUUGUGGAUUUAGGAAAAAAAACGAGACAUAGUAAAAAAUUUGAACCAGUCCAAAUCGAACCUGAUUCCGAGCCUUUCAGCGAAUCUUUAAUGGUGGAUACUUCUUCUAAAAAAUUACUUCCAAAGCGUAGAGGAUUAUCUACAGUGAUACCAAAAGAUUUUAAAGAUAUUUAUAAUAAAAGUGAUUCAUUACAAACUGCGGUUAAAGAUAAUGAAAAAAUUGAAGAAAACCUAGAAAUUCUUUCACAAAAUAAGCCGCAAAUGGAAACCGAACUGACAGAAGAUAUUGUAAAAUCUAAGUCAGAAGAAAAAAAUCAAGAUGUGAAGGAAUUGACACAAGAAACAAAAACUGACGCAAAAUCAGAUACACCUAAACGAUCCAGAAGACAAACUAAGACGGAAACUCCAAAAGCAGAAAUAAAAGAUACUAAUAAAGAAGAAUUUAAAACAGAUAUCCAAGAAAAAGCUGGUGAAAUAAAAGUGGAUAAAAAAUCUAAACGCCAAAAAACUGAAAAAAUUAGUGAAUCAAACUUAGAAUUAACUGAAGAAAUUGUUGAAAGCAAAACAGAAAACAAACGUUCCAGGAGGUCACAGAAGAUAAUCGAAAAUUUUGAAGAUAAAACAGAAUUAAAAGUAGAUUCGAAAGAUGAAAACAUUGAAAGCAAAUCAGACAAUAAACGAUCAAGAAGAUCGCAAAAAUUACCCGAGACAGAAGAAUUGAAAAAAGACUCUGCUGAAGAAAAGGCUGCAGAAGAUAAAUCACAACCAAAAUUAGAUGACAAUAUUGACAGUAAAUCUGACAGUAAAAAAAUAAAAAAGUUAUCGAAUAAAUCAGUAGAAAAUUUGGAAGAGAAACAGGAAGAAAUAAAAAUUGACAUUGCAGAUGAAAAUAAACGAUCAACAAGAUCACAUAAACCUACUACAGAAAGUUCAGAAGAUAAACAAGAAGAAUUAAAAAUUGACAAUGUCGAUGAAAAUAAGCGAUCAAGGAGAUCGCACAAAACUACAGAAGCCAUAGAAAAUAAAUCAGAAGAAUCAAAGACUGACAGUUUAGAUGACAAUAAACGGUCAAGAAGGUCUUAUAAACUUGUUGAAAGUUUAGAAGAGAAAUCAGAUGAAUUAAAAAUUGAUACAAUGGAUGAAAAUAAACGAUCAAGGAGAUCGCUUAAAAUUUCAGAAAGUUUAGAAGGCCAAUCGGAAGAAUUAAAAAUUGAUUCUGUGGAUGACAAUAAAAGAUCGAGAAGAUCAAAUAAACCUGCGGAAAGUGUAGAAGAUAGAUCAGAAGAAUUGAAAAUUGACAUUGUUGAUGAAAAUAAACGAUCGAGAAGAUCUCAGAAACUUGCAGAAAAUUUAGAAGAUAAACCAGAAGAAUUAAAAAUUGGCACAGUCGAUGAUAAUAAACGAUCCAAAAGAUUAAAUAAAUCCGCAGAUAUUUUAGAAGAAAACUCUGAAGAAUUAAAAAUUGACACUGUAGAUGAUAAUAAGCGAUCGCGAAGAUCUCAUAAAGCUACAGAAAAUUUAGAUGAUAAAACAGAGGAAUUUCAAAUUGACACUAUAGAUGAAAACAAGCGAACAAAAAAAUCAACAGACAAUUUAGAACAUAAGGAUGAAGAAUUGAAAAUUGACACUGUGGAUGAUAAUAAACGGUCAAGAAGAUCGUAUAAACCUUCAGAAACUUUGGAAGAUAAACCAGAAGAAUUAAAAACCGAUAUAGUUGACGAAAAUAAACGUUCAAGAAGGUCUCAUAAACUUGUUGAAAGCGUAGAAGAAAAAUCAGAAGAAUUAUUAAAAAUUGAUAAUGUUGAAGAAACUAAACGAUCAAGAAAAUCACAUAAAUCAUUAGAAAGUUUAGAAGGAAAAUCAGAAGAGUUAAAAAUUGACACUGUUGAUGAAAAUAAACGAUCAAGAAGAUCACAUAAACUUACCGAAAAUAUAGAAGAUAAACCUGAAGAGAUAAAAAUUGACAUUGUAGAUGAAAAUAAACGAUCGAAAAGAUCUCAAAAACUUACAGAAAAUUUAGAAGAUAAACCAGAAGAGUUAAUAGUUGAUAGUGUGGAUGAAAGUAAACGAUCCAAAAGAUCACAUAAGCCUAUAGAAAUUUUUGAAGAGAAACCUGAUGAACUAAAAAUUGAUACCAUACAAGAAAAUAAACGGUUAAGAAAAUCACACAAGCCUGCAGAAAUUUUAGAAGAAAAUUCGGAAGAUAUAAAAAUUGAUACUGUACAAGAAAAUAAACGAUCAAGAAAAUCACAUAAGCCGGUACAAAAUUUAGAAGAAAAAUCGGAAGAGCUAAAAAUUGAUACAAUUGAUGAAAAUAAACGAUCAACAAGAUCACUUAAACCUGCAGAAAUCGUUGUACAAAAAGCAGAAGAAUUAAAAAUUGACGUGGAUGAAAGUAAACAAGCUAAAAAAUCGCAUAAAGCUGCAGAAAGUUUAGAAGAAAAAGCCAGAGAAUCUAAAAUUGACACGUCUGAUGAAACCAAACGAUCAAAAAAAUCACAUAAAUCUACAGACAAUCUAGAAGAAAAAGCAGAAGAAUCAAAAAUUGACACGUUUGAUGAAAGUAAGCGAUCAAGAAGAUCUCAAAAACCUGCUGAAAUCGCUGAAGAAAAAAUAGAGUUUUUAAAAAUAGAAGCAUCUAUUUUAGAUAAUGAACUUAAAAUAGAUAAUAAACGGUCAAGAAGGUCGCUAAAAUUACCCGAAACUGUGGUGGAAGAAUCGAAAUUAGAAUCCACUGAAGAAAAAAUUGAUAUUAAAUUGGAUAAUAAACGUGUAAAAAGAGGAGCCUACAAACAAUCGGACAGUGAUAAACUUGAUGAAUUUAAACCUGAAUCAAUAGACGAAAAUAAACCUGAAAGUAAACGACUUAGAACUCCAUCAAAAUCAUUCGAAAUUUUAGAAGAUAAAACAGUUGAAGUUGGCAAAGAUAAAGUUGAGGCAACAACAAUUGAAAUUGUAGAAAAAAUUGAACAAAAAUCAGAACCAAAACCAGAUAAACGUUCUAGAAAACAAAAAAUGGAAUAUUUGAAAGAUGAUGAAUCAAAGGCAGAUGAUUUUGGUUCGACAAGUACGAUUAAUAAAUUAGAUGAUAAUUUAGAUAUUUUAGUCCAGAAAUCUAAAACAGACAGUCCUAGAAAAUCAAAGCGAUAUAAAGCGGAUUCUGCAAUUGUUGAAAAUCUCAAUGAAAGUGUAUUACUAAUCAAGGAUACCGCUUCUUCUUUAACGAUGUCUUCGAAUAAACUAGAAACUUUUAUUGGCAGUGAUAUUAAACGGCACAAAUCACCAAUGAAAGAAUUACAUAAAUUUGAUAAAAAUAAGGCUGAUGCAAUUGAUGAAUCUGUUAAAAACUUGAGAGAGGGAGAUAAUAAAAAUGAAACUGCUAAUAAAGUUGAAAUAGAACAAAAAUUAAUUCUUUCACCAAAAAAAGACGAAAUAGAGAAAGAAAAAUUGACUCUUUCACCGAAAAAAGAUGAAAUUGGUAGAAUAAAAUUAAUUCUUUCUCCGAAAAAAGAUGAAAUAGACAAAGCAAAAUUAAUUAUUUCUCCGAAAAAAGAUGAGACAGAUAAAGGAAAGUUAAUUCUUUCUCCAAAAAAAGAUGAAGUAGACAAAAUAAAUGUAAUUCUCUCACCGAAACAAGAUGAACAACCAGAAAAAGAAUUAAUUGAAAAACCUAGAGAACGUUUAAGGAUUUUAAGAAAACGUGGACGUUUUAGUUAUUCAUCGCCGUCUCAUUCUUCUAAAGAAUUGAUUGGCACUGAUGAUGUUUCCGAUAAAACCACAGCUAAUGAGUCUUCAAAUGUUAGUGCAUAUACUUUUCAAGAAAAUACAGGUCUUACCGAUUCCUUGUUACAUAUUAAAAAACCAAGUUUUUCAUAUAGAGAAGCAAGUGCUAAAGCUGCUUUAACGAAUGAAAAUAAACUAAAAGAACAAAGCGAAACACUAUUUGAAAAAACGUUUGAUGAAAAACCAAAAGAUGUGAAAUCACCAACUAAGUUAGAAAAAGAAAAAUCAGAUGACUCAGUUAAAGUUAUGAUUUCAUUAAAUGACUUUAAAAUGGAAGAUAUUCCUUUACCACCAACACCAAGUCAGUCAACAUCGUCUCCAUUAAAGAUAACAUUUAGAGACAAAAGAAUUCAAGAAGCAGAAAAAUCAGAUACCUGCCCCAAUACUUCACAAGAAUUAAAACGAACGCCUAUCAAAUUUGAAAUAUCGAAAAUGAAAGCACAGAUAAAUAAGAAAUUAAUAACAACCCAUAAGAGCUUUCUAGCUGCAGAUGACGAUGACGAAAAUAAAUUCCCACGAAAAAUACAACCAUUACAUUCUGAAACAACCAGUUCUAAACGUACCAAUGAAAAAGAAUGUGAAGCGCCUAAAAAACGAGUUAUGGCAGAUUAUAAAAAAGAAUUAGAUAUGGAAAAAACAAAAGAACGAGAAGAGCAAGAACGAAAAAUGCUAUCGGAAAAUCAAUUUAAAGCGAAAGAAGAUGAAAUAACUGACACAAAAGUUUUAUUGGAUGAAAAUAAAUCAACGGAAGGUACAGCUUUAAAUUUGGUAGCUGAAGUAGAUAUUGAAAAAGACGAGGUGAUGGUGAUUGAUAAAUCAGAUGAAAGUACGAUUAUUGAAAGUAAAAAGCAAGACGAACAAAUUACAUCACCGUUAAAACAUGAAGAUAUAAGUGCUGUGAUUAAUAGUGGAUCAGAAGUGAAAAUUAUUGAUUCAAACUCUGAAAAUUAUGAAGAUAAAGAUAAAAUAGUUCAACAAAUAGUUCACGAAACAUCAGUUGAAACUACAUCUGUAGAAUCUAUUCUUGAACCUUUAGAAAGUAACGAAAUUAACACAACUCCAAGCGUAGUGGAUGUAACACAUAGUGAAACUGAUACGACAUCUAGUAAAAUAGAUACGACACCCAAAAAUGAUGAAGUUGAUAUACUCAAAAACGAUGAAAAUAUCAAAGAAUUGCAAAAUGUUUUGGAGAGUAAAGAUACAAAUGAAACUUUAUUCAAUGAACUAACAAAAUCUGAUGAUCAACUUCUUGUCGCAGAAAUUCAGGAAGGAAAUAAUAAAGACGAUACUUCAGCGAAAUUGCCAUUAACACCUGACAAAUUGGAUGAAAAGUUAGACACAUCUACCAAAGUAGUAACGACCACUGCUUAUGAAGAUGAAUUAGAAUCAAUUGAAAAUGAAAUUCAAAAGAUUACAUCAUCGGAAUCGAGUCCCUGCAAAGCGAAUAUAUUUCCUGAAAAUAUUGCGCUCAUGUCAACACCCACAAAAGAUAACAUCUCAAUGAGUGAUUCUUUAAUCGAUAAUAAAGAUUUAUAUGCUCCACAAUUAAGUGAAUCCGAACAAAAUACUUCGUUAUUAUUAUCGACUGAAACUACAAAAACAACUGAUAAUGAAAAUUCAAUAGAAUCAGAGAUUGCAAAAUUAACCGAUACAAAGCCAGAAGAGGACGAAAUUAUACCCGAACAAGCGUUUUCAACAACAUCAUCCAAAUUAUUAGAAAUACUAGAAUCAAAGGGUGACAAAACAAAAGUUGAAAAGAAAUUAGUACCAGUGACAUUAUCUGAUAGAAAACAAACAUUUGUUGGAUUAACCGCUGCACAAAAACGGACAGUAUCCUUAGGUUCCAAAUUUGGACAGCCUAAAGCAACAAAAUUUGUUAUAAAAUCAUCCCCGAUUAAUAAAGAUACUUCAAGUACUACUAAGAAACCAAAACCAAUUAUUUUAUCCGAAGAAAUUAUUAAACCAGCAAAUAAUGACUUAAAAACUCCACCAACAAAAGGUGUUGCAACAAAACGUAAUUUUGAAGAAGAUAUAGAAGAUAAAGGUGGUAUUAAAAAAUUCAUUAUCGAAAAAGCUGUUGCGGAUUCUUCGACACCAUCAUCGAAUAAAGCAAGCAGAAUAAAACCAACGGUUUUAUCACAAACAAUUAUUACUUCAACUGGAAAAAUCAUUGACGGCAGUUUGGAAACAAAUAAAGAAUCUGUUGAUGAUAAUAUGUUUGAUAUUAAUUCAAUGCCAAUAGUUUUAAGCGACGAUUUGUUAACUCCUGAAAGUAUUGAAAAUAUGCCCAUCGUUCUAUCUAACGAACCAGAAAAAUCGAAUACCGUUCAAAUAAUGAAUAAAUCAGGUAAAGUGAUACCUGAAAAAAUGAAAAUUAUUAGCCAACAAAAACCGAUGAUCAAAUCUGUAGUGCACCAAGGAAUAGCCAAAAAUCAGAAAAUUUAUCAAACUAGUUCCACAAAGCUUCUUUCUAAUAAGACUGCCGUUAUUACUCAACCAGGAAAACCAGAGAAAUUUAUUAUUUUACCAUCAUCAUCAGCCAAUCAAACAACGGGUUCCAAAUAUACAGUUGGGAAGAGACAAAUUCGAACUCCUGGCCAAUCAUCAAUCGUUGUUAGCAAAAGCUUGACAGGUGUGUCUCCCAGUGGAUCUCCUGUAGAUACAAAGCCGAAAUUGCAAUCUGGUAAUAAAGUUAUGGUUGUAACUAACGCACAAGGUCAACAAUCACGAAUUAUACUAUCACCAGCUCAACAAAGAAUGCUAGGGACUAAAAUGGGAACGAAAAUUGUUGCUAGAGGUUCACCUGUAACAAAGGGUACAACAUUAUCUCUUAAUAAUAUUGUGACAUCAAAAGGUGCUAUUUUGACCCCAACUUCAACCCUUGUUCAAACUAAAACACAAACAGGUUCGCCUCAAACGGUUGUUACCUCCAAAGGACAAUUAUUAACAUCAGUUCAUAGUCAAUCAAUAAUUACAUCAAAAGGUCAAAUAUUGACACCUGUAACUCCCACACAAAUGAAAGCUUUAAAAAGUGGAGUCCAAGGUACGAAAAAGAUACAGUUACAUUCACAAAAAAUAAUCAUACCAGCCGGUUCCACGCCAACGAAAUCUACCCUACCGUCAAUACCAGGAGCUAAAACAAAAACAGUUUUAGUGAAAGGUCAACGUCAUAUCGUACAGAAAGUUCAACCAAAUACAUCAACUCCACCUGGUCAAUUACGAACGGUUGUACAAAAGAGUCCUGCAUUAAAAACAAUAUCGACCCCUACUUCAAUCUCACCGGUAAUAACGGGCAAACAGAAAUUAACAAUUGCACCUAAAACGCCAAAUGUAAUUAAAAGACAAAUUAUUCGUCAACAAGGCACGCCGUCACAACAACCACAACGUAUUAUUUUACAAAAAAUGUCAUCUUCUGAUGUUAAAACUCCAUCUCCAGUUCAGCGACCUCCGCAACAAAAACUCGUUGAACAAAAACAAUUUAUAAAAUCUACACGACCAUUGCCAAGCCCAAUUAUAACAUCAAGUCAAAGUGUUCCACCAUUAGUACCGCUUUCAUCUAGUCAGCCAAAAACAACUGAGUCAACACUGUCUCAGAGUAUAAACAUUGAACCAACGCCGUCUAUAUCUAGUGGUGAUACUUCUGUCCAUUCACCUAAACAACUGAUAAUCCAAGAUGAUAUGGGAAAUCAAACAAGUAUUACUCAAGGUCAAAUAUUAGCUGUACCUGGUGGAGAAGUGGUAGACGGUCAACCUCAAUCGUAUAUGUUGGUGACUGUAGACGAAUCUGGAAAUUUAUUACCUUUAGAUAAUCAAGCACUCAUGGCUUUAGAUCCAAAUUUAAUUGGACCUGAUGGUAAUGUUAUGCUCCAAUUUAAUCAAGGUUUAAAUACAUCUACGUCAGAUACAUCGACUGCUUUAACACAAACUACCACAGAUGUGUUAUCGGCAGGUACUGAAACAGAAAUUCCUAAAAAACAGACUGACAUGUUAUCCGAAGCAACAAAUACUCAAGACUAUCAACAAUUAUUAAUAACUGAUGAUCAACAGAAUUUAAUAGCUCUUGGGGCUGAACAACAACUAUUAAUGACAGAUAAUCAAAAUUUAAUAUUAGCUGAUCAAACAGUUUUACAAGAUCCGAAAGUUACCCUUCCAGCAUCCGAUCAAGCUGUUACCUAUAGUAUUGCAAAUGCUGAAGACGGACAACAAAUAUUUAUAUCAGGUGAUCCAGAAAAAGCUCAACAUUUAAUAAAUGCUUUAGCAUCUGGUAGCCAAGAUUUAAGUCAAAUUAUGUCUGGUACUGAAGGUAAUUUAAUAAUCAAUGCGGAUGGACAACAUAUUAUUUUAAAUACAGAAAGUGCUGCAGGUGCUGAGCAAAUUAUUUUGGCUACUUCUACAGAUGGUUUUGCUCUAUCUGAAAAUUAUACACCCGACUUUGCAACACAAGUAACUACAAAUCAAGAUAUUUUAGCUGCGGCAUUAGCAAAUACAGUAUUUCCACAAGAAAGUGCUAUAACUGAAGGUCUGAACAUUGUGACAAGUGCUACUGGCGGACCAUUAAUGUCAACUACAUCAGAACUUAGUCCUUCGUUAUAUCAAAAUAUGCAAUUACCAAAUUUACCUAGUGGAGCUGUUUUAGAAACAUCAUUAACAAAUUUGGCACCAAUAAUGUCUCCAUUAGAGGUACCGACAAGUGGUACGAGUAAAAAAGUACCACUUGAUAUUGAAACCACAAGUCAAGUACCUAAAUCCUUGGAAUUACCAAUUACAAUAACUGAUCCAAACAUAGCGCAAACAGUGAAUUCACAAUUGGCGAAUGAAUUACAAACAAAUUUGGGACUGCCAAUCACCAUAACUGAUCCCAAUAUUUCGAAUGUACGAAAUUCUGAAUUGACAACUUCAACAUUUGGAUAUUCUUUACCGAAUAUUGAAGAUUCAGUUCAGGUAUCCGGUACAUCUAGUGCUGGUCCAAUUUCAAUGCCAUUAUUGACGGAAGAUUUAGAAUCAGAAACAGCACAAUUACAAAAAAGUGAAAGCGCCAAAAACAAAGAUAAUGAAAUCGAAACCCAACCAGAGGAGUUAACAAAUAUAUUUGAACCAUCUGAAACGAAUAGUCAACCAAAUAAAAUUCAAGUCGAAGAAAUUGAAAAUUCUGGCAAUGGUUUAGAUGUGUUAGCAAGUGUAACAACAGCAUCCGGUAUGAUAAAUGUAGCGGAAAGUAAUUCAGAAUUAGAACAUAUAUUCGCUGAGAAAAAAGACGAUCAACAAUUGCCAGCGAAUGUUUUUGCACAGAAUCCAUCAUUCGAUAAUGACAUUGACGAAAACAAAGAAACAAAUAACGAGAAUACAAUGCAUCAUCAUCCUCAUGACGAUGAAGAUUCAUUUUCACGAUCACAGCUAACCGAUCAUUUUGUGUUAGGAUCACCGCACAGUGAAAUCGAUGCAAAUUCCGAUGAGAUAUCAAUACAACCAUCUAUUGUCACCGAAGAAGGUAACAAUAGUAAUCAGUCAUUGUCCGAGCGUAGUACUAACUCAUUAAAGCGUGGUUUUGAUGGUUUAGAAGAAGACGAUGAAUGUGAUGAUAAUAAAAAGUCUAAAUUUGAUAUAAGUUAGAAACCGAUGACAGUUUAAUACAUUUUUGGUGAAUGUAAAUACAAUUUUCGUAAAAAAAUAUUUUUUUUAAACAAUUUGAAAAAAAAAUUGUAUAUUUAUAUAAAAAUAGGUUAAAAAAAAUACAAAAAUAGGUGAAUUUCGUGUAAUUUCCCUUCCGCGUUUAAGCGUUCAUUAGAGCGUAAACGUAUUAAAAUAUUUAAUUAUACAUCGCUUACAACAAAUCAAAACU
Messenger RNA from Chrysoperla carnea, 12236 nucleotides. Its product is annotated as titin-like. The transcript is spliced from 5 exons. Bases 233 to 12007 code for a protein of 3924 amino acids. Lineage: Eukaryota; Metazoa; Arthropoda; Insecta; Neuroptera; Chrysopidae. The record is from RefSeq and is a predicted model, not a curated record.